Molecule: messenger RNA, 423 nt
Organism: Schizophyllum commune H4-8
Lineage: Eukaryota; Fungi; Basidiomycota; Agaricomycetes; Agaricales; Schizophyllaceae
Exons: 1
Source: RefSeq, a predicted model, not a curated record
AUGUCGUACUCGGGCCUUGCAACCGGUCGCCCCCCGUCGCCUGACGAUCAGGAGAAGCGCGACCGCGACGGGAGGAGGAACAUCCUCACGCAGGCCUACGAAUGGUUCAACACGGUCGAUGCGGAGCCUGACGUUCCCGCCGAGUUCAACACGGGGCGCAAACGCCUGGACUGGAUGAUUAAUCACCGCAACCUAGCGCCGGAAGAUAUCGUGGAUAGGGGACGCCCCGCGGAUCGUCGAUACGCCCGCUUCGCCCUACGCCGCGAGCUGGACGACUUAGUGAAGUGGACCAUCAAUGGGACGCAAUCCGUAUUGGAUGUGCUAGGCCCAGCGGCCGUGGAGGACGACACUGUCACUAACCCGCACUGGGUCUUCGACGAGAAAGGAGUACUGGUGGACAACCUGCACUCGGCAAAUAGUCUC